This is a messenger RNA of Coniosporium apollinis CBS 100218, 1092 nucleotides long. RefSeq lists its product as uncharacterized. The transcript has 2 exons. Gene Ontology annotation, molecular function: transcription coactivator activity; protein heterodimerization activity. The record is from RefSeq and is a predicted model, not a curated record. Gene Ontology annotation, cellular component: nucleus; transcription factor TFIID complex. NCBI's taxonomy places the organism in Eukaryota, Fungi, Ascomycota, Dothideomycetes. Gene Ontology annotation, biological process: RNA polymerase II preinitiation complex assembly; transcription initiation at RNA polymerase II promoter. The coding region runs from base 1 to 1092 and encodes 363 amino acids.
AUGGCCUCCUCACCCCCCUACCUCGCCAACUCUCCGACCCUCCCAACCCUCUCCCUCCCCAAAAAGCGGCCCUCCUUCUCCGGUCCCGGCGGCCCUCCUCCGCACGCCAAACGGCGCAAGCCCUCGACCGGGCCCUCGCACCUGCGGCAGACCUCCUUCCCGCCCGCCGAGACCACCCUCCCAGACUCCGGGGAGCGCUCCCCGAGCGUCGACAGCAGCAUUAUCGCGCCGAGUCUUGGUCUGCCUGGUUCUUCCGCGGCUGGAGGGCUGAGCCUGCCUGGUCAGGGGAGGAAACGGAAGGCGAGGGGGGCGAGGGAUGGGGAGAGUCUUGUUGGUGGGAGGCUGGGCGAUGAGCGCAGCACGCCUGGGACGGUGGUGUCGAGGGGGAAGGGGAGGGCUGUGGUCGAAGAAGAAGAGGAGGAGGAGGAGACGGAGGAGGUCGGGGCUGUGAUGGAGGGGGGGAGGGUGGACGAGGCGAGCGUGAAGCAGGAGAGAGAGCAUCUGUCCAUGCUCGUCGAAGCCCUAACCCCAGACCAAGCAACCCGCUACGACAUCUGGCGCCGCGUGAAGCUGAAAAAAGAAACCGUGCGCAAAAUCACAAACCAGACGCUCUCGCAGUCCGUACCACCCUCCGUCAUCACGACCAUAAACGGGUACACCAAGCUCUUCAUCGGCGAGCUCAUCGACCGCGCGCGUCGCGUGCAGGAGGAGUGGACGGUGGCGGCGGCCUUGGGCGCUGCAGCCGAGAAGGAGCGACAGAAUAACAACGCCAGCGCCAACGGAACACAGCCGACGGCGUUUGGAUCCGGCGCCAGCGACGCGGGUUCUUCGCAGUACAGCCCACGUACGUUACCACGAUCCUUCGAGCCACCCAUGCAUGAGGAUACGCCACCGCCCACGCAGUCCGAUCGGCCUUUGGCCGACAUGGCAAAAGAGCGCGACAAGGGACCGCUGACGCCGGACAUGCUGCGCGAGGCGCUGCGACGAUACAAGAAGGAUCAAGAGGGCGGUGGGACGGGGUUCAUUGGGUUGUCGUUGGAGGGGAGGGAGAGGGCAGCUGUGCGGACGGGGGGCAAGCGGAUCUUCAGGUGA